Molecule: messenger RNA, 1218 nt
Organism: Hibiscus syriacus
Lineage: Eukaryota; Viridiplantae; Streptophyta; Magnoliopsida; Malvales; Malvaceae
Product: protein FAF-like, chloroplastic
Exons: 1
Coding region: 1-1218 (405 amino acids)
Source: RefSeq, a predicted model, not a curated record
AUGUCUGGUCCUCUUAGCAAGAGCUUAGGUUUAUCUUCAGCUUCCACCAUCACCGAAGACGCCAUUAAUGGAACCGAGAAGCAAGGCAUGCCAUCUUCCGAAGAAUUCCCUGUCUUCGUUACAGACUCAUCUUCCGAAGGAGACGAUUGCCAAGACAAGGAGCUCGAAAAGCCAUGCCAGUUCGAUAUAUGGAGCUCCAUCAUUUCAAAGAAAGCCAACAACGACUCCUCCAUAUCGCUUCCCCCGCCUUAUGUCCACUCUCUCGUUAAAAGAUCAGCCAAUGGCUUAAGCGAGAAAAGCCUCGAAAUCUGCACCGAGAGCCUCGGUUCUGAGACUGGAUCCGAUGGGUUUUCUUCGUAUCCUCCGUCGGAGACCAGCUACGCGGAGGAAGAUCAACACGGAGUGCUCCAACAACAAAAAACUGCUUGUUUUGAUGAUGAAAACGAUCAGCCGAGGACCGUGAAAUGUAAUAAAUAUAAUGUGAUCGGGAAGAAAUCGCCACAGCACGGAUCGUUUCCUCCACCAAUAUCUUCGCUCUCUCGCAAAGGUGGUGCGUCGGUUCGUAUGGAGACUCAUCGUGAUAAUGGAAGAUUGGUUCUCGAAGCUGUUUCAGUACCUUCGAUGAAUAACUUCUUCGCUCAACGCCAAGAUGGUCGCCUAGUCCUCACUUUUGCCAAUACCAUUAAUGAAGCAGGAGUGUUUGAAAGCUUUGGAACAGAAGCAAACAUAUUUGACGACGAAGAAGAUGUAUGUCGUGAGAUGGAGCAUGGUAUUAAACUCGAGUGUGGAGCGACGAAUGUGCAUAGGUCAGCUGCGAUGAUGAACAAACCCUUAUGGUUUGCAAAUAGGAACCCAACAUGGCCCAAAUCAUUUGAUGAAAUAGUUGAGCCGACCGCCCCACCGCCCGCGCCGCGGGUGGCUAGACUGAUACCACCACCACAAUCAACAACAGCAGCCGCUUCGUUCAACGCAUAUGAGUACUAUUGGAGGAGGCACGAUCAGCCCAUGUCGUCAAAGGCAGCCAUCCUCACAUCAUUUUCUCAGCAAUCACCGCAACUGUUUUUCUCCAAGAAACAAACGGCUAAUGAUCAUCAUCAACACCAAAUGGUGGUUUUGAGAGGGAACAAUGGCCAUUACUUAGUUCCUUUGUCAAAAGGCUGCAAAGAGGCAUGGAGGUCUGUUAUAUUCUUGUUUCCAUAUUGCAUUGCCACUUCCUGA